AUGAACGUUGCUCUUGUAUUUGUGAAGCCUCAUGCUGUCAACGACAAAGUGCUUUCUCUCACAAGAUCGCAUCUUGAAGGGAAAGGUAUCAAGAUCUUGAAGCAAGGAGAGCUGACAGCUGAUGUCAUCAAGGCCAAGGGGAUCAUCGACGAUCACUAUGCUGCGUUGGCGGCCAAUGCUGUCAAGCUUCACCCGCGAGAGCUGCUCGUGUCUGCUGACAGGCAGGCGGACUUUGAGAAGGAGUUCGGCAAGAGCUGGACCCAGGCCUGCUCGGAUGGCUCCGUCAUGAACCUCGCGCAGUAUCAGGAGAAGAAUCCUUCCCUGGACGUGACCACCAUCGAGAGCAGAUGGAGGGCUGGCAAGACGUUCAAGCUCGCCCCUGGCAACUACGUCUCGCUCAUCUCCGACGAUGGCGCGAUAGUGGUCAACGGGUUCUACGGGAGCAUGAGGGAGAAGUUCACGGCCCCGGGCGCGCAGGUCAACUGGAUGCAAGUUGAGUUCGACGAGGCGAGCCUGUCCUGGAAGGCCUUCCGCAACGAAGUCAUCGGAGCGACUGACCCCAACGCUGCUGCCGGCGGGUCGUUGAGAAAGAGAGUCAUGGAGGACUGGCAGAGCCUCGGCCUUGCCUUCCAGCCUAACACGAGCGACAACUCGAUCCAUGCGAGCGCCGGGCCGUUGGAGGGACUGAGAGAGCGAGAGAUCUGGAUGCAGGUCAGCCUCGAAGAAGAUCCGUUUGGGAAGCAGCUCCUGUCCAAGGGAGUGAAGCUCGAGACGAUAAGGAGACUGUGUGGUAACGAAGUUGUGUCCCUGGGCGGCUCGUCUGGUCCAGCCUUCGACGUGUUCGAGGAGAUGGACUCCUCCAAGGCGAUAGAGCAUGUGCUGGAGCUGCAGAAGUCCUGGUGA
Molecule: messenger RNA, 903 nt
Organism: Guillardia theta CCMP2712
Lineage: Eukaryota; Cryptophyceae; Pyrenomonadales; Geminigeraceae
Exons: 2
Coding region: 1-903 (300 amino acids)
Source: RefSeq, a predicted model, not a curated record